AUGAACAGGUAUCAGUUCCUCUGCCUUGCAUAUGUAACGUUUGGAUCGAUCUUCUACGGCUACGACUCGGGCAUCACCACGUCGAUCCUUGCCUAUGAACGAUUUUUGAUCUAUUUCGACUUGAACGCCACAAAGAUUGGAGCCUUCAACUCGGCUUAUUAUGGCGGAUCCUUCAUUGGCUGCAUGCUGAACUGGUACCUGCCCAACAAGAUCGGCCGGCUGCGAACAAUCCAACUGUCAUGUGCAGUGGCCUUUGUGGGCAUCUCCAUGCAGACGGCAGCAAAGAGCUUUGGUGUAUUUUGUGCCGGCCGCGUUGUUGGCGGCAUCGCCUGCGGUCUGGUCUUCAGUGUCUGCCCCACCUAUGCCAGUGAAAUCAGUCCUCCCGAGAUUCGAGGAUUCGUCGGUGGAGUGUAUGCCGUGAAUAUCAAUUUUGCCUACAUGUUUACAGAAUGGAUCGGUCUGGGCCUUUAUUUCAUCGACUCGGAUGUCUCCUGGAGAUUGCUUCUUGGACUGCAGCUGGUCCCCGCUGUCGCUAUGUUUGCUGGGUCAUUUUGGAUGCCGUUUUCGCCACGUUGGCUUAUUCUCAAAGACCGUAACGAAGAGGCCCUGGUGGUACUCAAGAAGAUGCACAGUGCGCCGGGUCACGAAGAUUUUCCCCUACGGGAAUACCACCAGAUCAGAGCCCAGAUCGAGCUGGAUCGAAGCGAGCGCCUCGGAGUCAGCUCGAUCCUCUCGAAAAAGUCAUAUCGCAAACGACUGAUGAUCGUGGUUGGUGCCGCGCUCUUUCAACAGCUGACGGGCGUUAUCCCCAUCCAGAAUUACCAGGUGCAGGUGUAUCAGAGCCUGGGGUUCUCCAACAUUCUCUCCUUGGUUCUGACUGGCAUUUAUGGCACGGUAGCCACCGCUUCCGCGGUUUUGGCCAUGUUGCUCUGCGACCGAAUCGGACGUCGAAAGCUCGUGUUUGUCGCCUACGGUCUCAUGAUCCCAGCCUCCCUUGUGCUGGUGAUCCUUUGGUCGCGUUUCGAGGCCUCAGGGAACACCAACCGCGGCCUCGGAAUCGGCGUCGUCUUUGCCAUCUACCUCUUCUCAUGUGGUUACUCGGGCCCCAUGAACACCUUCUGGCCGACGUACUCUGCCGAAAUCCUACCAACCUCGAUUCGGUCGUUUGGGGUCGCCAACAGCUACCUCACGUUCAACGGCAUAGUCAUUCUACUGGUCCAAUGCACCCCUCUUGCGCUGGAGGCGAUAUCCUGGAGAUACUUUAUCGUUUUCCUCGUGAUGGACUUCAUCUUCGUGGUGGCGUUCUCCAUCUACUGUCCCGAGACGAGGAUGAAGACGCUGGAAGAGAUUGAGGCCCUGUUCGGAGAUCAUGUUGCAGAGACGCCCGACGGGACCGGGAAGCAUCUGACCGACGAAGAACUGAAAGAACCGGAUGUCGUGGUGACGGAAAACACCAACGCCACGGAACAGUCCGCGGAGAAAAAUGCCACUUCUGCCUAA
Messenger RNA from Cladophialophora yegresii CBS 114405, 1500 nucleotides. RefSeq lists its product as uncharacterized. Gene Ontology annotation, cellular component: membrane. The transcript is spliced from 7 exons. Gene Ontology annotation, biological process: carbohydrate transport; transmembrane transport. The coding region runs from base 1 to 1500 and encodes 499 amino acids. Gene Ontology annotation, molecular function: carbohydrate:proton symporter activity. NCBI's taxonomy places the organism in Eukaryota, Fungi, Ascomycota, Eurotiomycetes, Chaetothyriales, Herpotrichiellaceae. The record is from RefSeq and is a predicted model, not a curated record.